UUGUUCAGUUGUGUUCCAAAAGUUCUUUUCCGGAAAAGAACUUUCGCAAAAACGCGUAAUUAGUUGCACUGUACCACGUUCAAUCUGGUGAGGUCAUAUUAGUCACAAUAGUCUGUAGCUACUAGCUAGUCUGUAUUCUGUAGUCACACUGGUGAGAGAGGUGAGUAAAAAUGGCGCCGAUGCCCGGACGCGGAUGAGACGUCGGCGUCGGUAGGGUCGGCGGCAAUCGACGAAGGAUGAGACAGACGCGAGUUACCAGGUGACAGCGGACGCGUGGCCAAUGGCUUCAAGAUGAUUGGCCGACGUUGCACUCUUUUCGCCUUGAGCAUUCUCUUGAUCUUGGUCCUCAGCGUAAACAUCUACUUUAUCCGAAUGAUCGUCGAGAGUUCUUCCUCACAUAGGACGUACGCCAAAAAUUUACCGGAACCGAAACCCAGGCAAGAUCCCUCCACGUCUUCGCGAUCCAGUGAAAAAGAUUUGCCGCAAUUGAGGUCAAUCGCAAAGGAUAUCGGCGAGAGGCUCAAAGAAGAGAUUCGCACGCUGCCCUCCAAAUAUUUUAAACAGAACACCAGCUACACUCUCGUUCUGGAACGGUUGCUAGCCGAGCUAACGAUAAUGCCGAAUGUCCGCGAAGAUAUCUGGAAUAUUCCCAAUAAUAAUUGGCCAGAUGCACAUCAACUGAUUCCGCCGGCAGCACCGGAGCUGGGGACUAUUUUGGAAGUUUUGCGGAGAUCUAGAGUGGUCCGUGCGGAUAACGCUCCAUUGGGUACACAGCUGAAGCUUAUGCUCAAUCUCGAGAACGACGUAAAAGCAUUAUUUAAGCCACAAUGGUACUCCAGACACGCUAUUAUACACGGACCAGUGUACCAUGGCAAGGAUCGGCACAAUGCUGAAGUGGUGGCUUUUCAUUUAUCAUCCUUGUUGGCAUUGCGAAGAGUACCACUCGCCGUUAUGCGAAAACUUGAUCUAAAAGAAGAGGUUGGCAACCGCGCGACGCCGGCACUAUACGCAACUAUGUAUCAAGAGGGUAACGAUACGUGCCUAUAUGGCGUUUGUCAUUAUUGUUCUCCAUCCGAUCCCGUCUGUGGAACGGGGGAUGUAUUGGAGGGUGCUCUCAUCUUUUGGCUUCCGCGAUACUUAAGACUGGUCAAGCAUCGUCAUCCUUGGCAGCGGACUUAUAAAAGAAACAAACUUGCUGCGUGGGAAAUAGAUGAGGGCUAUUGUGAUAAAGUAAAAGACUCAAAGGCUUAUUCGCCGCAAUCGUCGAGUAGGCUCUUGGAUUUGAUCGACACAGCGAUCUUCGACUUCCUUAUGGAUAAUGGUGAUCGGCAUCAUUAUGAACUUGCGCAGAAUAAUUUCCAUAAUCCCGCAGUGCUGCUGAUCGAUAAUGGAAAAAGCCUAAGCAAUCCUGAUGUGGAUCACCUUGACAUCCUAGCGCCUCUCUACCAGUGCUGCAUGAUUCACAAAACGAUGUGGGAUAGGUUGCGACUGUUUAGUGGUGGCUCUUUAAGCAUCGCAUUAGGUAGACUUCUUGUACAUGAAGCUGAAAUGUCAAAUGUUUCUCCACUCAUCACAGAGGCGCACUUAAGUGCCAUGAAUAGAAGACUGCUUACCAUUUACGCUGUAGUAGAAAAUUGCCUGAAGAAAAAGAAGUACAUUUCUAAUGUAAUUCUAGAUCAUCGGUAGUCCAAGAACAAUUCUUAGGAUGAGUGAAAGUUAUAUAUAAAAAUGUAAACGUUUCUUGUAAAAAGUAGAUAGAUAUGAAGAUUUAUUAUCUAAUUAAAAGCUAAUAAGAUAAUAAAAUUAAUAAAAAAAAUUA
This is a messenger RNA of Temnothorax curvispinosus, 1819 nucleotides long. RefSeq names its product glycosaminoglycan xylosylkinase. Bases 292 to 1686 code for a protein of 464 amino acids. Gene Ontology annotation, biological process: protein phosphorylation. The record is from RefSeq and is a predicted model, not a curated record. Lineage: Eukaryota; Metazoa; Arthropoda; Insecta; Hymenoptera; Formicidae. The transcript has 6 exons. Gene Ontology annotation, cellular component: Golgi apparatus. Gene Ontology annotation, molecular function: phosphotransferase activity, alcohol group as acceptor.